UUACUAGUGAAGGCGUAGUGGAAGGUUAUGAUUACUGGUGAAGGCGUAGUGGAAGAUAUGAUUACUACCGAAGGCGUAGUGAAAGGUUAUGAUUACUAGUGAAGGCGUAGUGGAAGGUAUGAUUACUAGUGAAGGCGUAGUAGAAGGUAUGAUGACUAGUGAAGGCGUAGUGGAAGGUUAUGAUUACUGGUGAAGGCGUAGUGGAAGAUAUGAUUACUAGUGACGGUGUAGUGGAAGGUAUGAUUACUAGUGAAGGCGUAGUGGAAGGUACGAUUACUAGUGAAGGCGUAGUGGAAGGUUAUGAUUACUAGUGAAGGCGUAGUGGAAGGUUAUGAUUACUAGUGAAGGUGUAGUGAAAGGUAUGAUUACUAGUGAAGGCGUAGCGGAAGGUGUGAUGGCUUCUGAAGGCGUAGUGGAAGGUUAUGAUUACUAGUGAAGGUGUAGUGAAAGGUAUGAUUACUAGUGAAGGCGUAGUGGAAGGUUAUAAUUACUAGUGAAGGCGUAGUGGAAGGUUAUAAUUACUAGUGAAGGCGUAGUGGAAAGUAUGACUACUAGUGAAGGUGUAGUGGAAGGUAUGAUUACUAGUGAAGGUGUAGUGGAAGGUAUGAUUACUAGUGAAGGCGUAGUGGAAGGUAUGAUGACUAGUGAAGGUGUAAUGGAAGGUAUGAUUACUAGUGAAGGCGUAGUGGAAGGUAUGAUUACUAGUGAAGGCGUAGUGGAAGGUAUGAUUACUAGUGAAGGUGUAAUGGAAGGUAUGAUUACUAGUGAAGGCGUAGUGGAAGGUAUGAUUGCUAGUGAAGACGUAGUGGAAGGUAUGAUUACUAGUGAAGGUGUAAUGGAAGCUAUGUUUACUAGUGAAGGCGUAGUGGAAGGUAUGAUUACUAGUGAAGGCGUAGUGGAAAGUAUGAUUACUAGUGAAGGUGUAGUGGAAGGUUAUGAUUACUAGUGAAGGCAUAAUGGAAGGUUAUAAUUACUAGUGAAGGCGUAGUGGAAAGUAUGAUUACUAGUAAAGGCAUAGUGGAAGGUUAUGAUUACUAGUGAAGGCGUAGUGGAAAGUAUGAUUACUAGUGAAGGUGUAGUGGAAGGUUAUGAUUACUAGUGAAGGUGUAGUGGAAGGUAUGAUUACUAGUGAAGGCGUAGUGGAAGGUAUGAUGACUAGUGAAGGUGUAAUGGAAGGUAUGAUUACUAGUGAAGGCGUAGUGGAAGGUAUGAUUUCUAGUGAAGGCGUAGUGGAAGGUACGAUUACUAGUGAAGGUGUAGUGGAAGGUAUGAUUACUAGUGAAGGCGUAGUGGAAGGUAUGAUGACUAGUGAAGGUGUAACGGAAGGUAUGAUUACUAGUGAAGGCGUAGUGGAAGGUAUGAUUUCUAGUGAAGGCGUAGUGGAAGGUACGAUUACUAGUGAAGGCGUAGUGGAAGGUUAUGAUUACUAGUGAAGGUGUAGUGGAAGGUUAUGUUUACUAGUGAAGGUGUAGUGGAAAGUAUGAUUACUAGUGAAGGCUAAGUGGAAGGUGUGAUGGCUUCUGAAGGCGUAGUGGAAGGUUAUGAUUACUAGUGAAGGCGUAGUGGAAGGUAUGAUUACUAGUGAAGGCGUAGUGGAAGGUACGAUUACUAGUGAAGGUGUAGUGGAAGGUAUGAUUACUAGUGAAGGCGUAGUGGAAGGUAUGAUGACUAGUGAAGGUGUAACGGAAGGUAUGAUUACUAGUGAAGGCGUAGUGGAAGGUAUGAUUUCUAGUGAAGGCGUAGUGGAAGGUACGAUUACUAGUGAAGGCGUAGUGGAAGGUUAUGAUUACUAGUGAAGGUGUAGUGGAAGGUUAUGUUUACUAGUGAAGGUGUAGUGGAAAGUAUGAUUACUAGUGAAGGCUAAGUGGAAGGUGUGAUGGCUUCUGAAGGUGUAGUGGAAGGUAUGAUUACUAGUGAAGGCGUAGUGGAAGGUAUGAUUACUAGUGAAGGUGUAGUGGCUGGUAUAAUGAAUAUUGAAGGUGUAGUAGAAGGUAUAAUGAAUAUUGAAGGCGUAGUGGAAGGUAUGAUUACUGGUGAAGGCGUAGUGGAAGGUGUGAUUAUUAGUGAAGGCGUAGUGGAAGGUGUGAUUACUAGUGAAGGCGUUGUGGAAGUUAUGAUUACUAGUGAAUGCAUAGUGGAAGGUAAGAUUACUAGUGAAGGCGUUGUGGAAGUUAUGAUUACUAGUGAAUGCAUAGUGGAAGGUAAGAUUACUAGUGAAGGCGUAGUGGAAGGUAUGGUUACUGGUGAAGGCAUGGUGGAAGGUAUUAUUACUAGUGAAGGCGUAGUGGAAGGUAUGGUUACUGGUGAAGGCAUGGUGGAAGGUAUUAUUACUAGUGAAGGCGUAGUGGAAGGUAUGAUUACUAGUGAAGGCGUAGUGGAAGUUAUUAUUACUAGUGAAGGCGUAGUGGAAGGUAUAAUGAAUAUUGAAGGCAUAGUGGAAGGUAUGAUUACUAGUGAAGGCAUAGUUGAAGGUGUGAUUACUAGUGAAGGUGUAGUCGAAGGCAUAAUGAAUAUUGAAGGCGUAGUGGAAGAUAUGAUUACUACUAAAUGCGUAGUGGAAGGUGUGAUUACUAGUGAAGGUGUAGUGGAAGGUAUGAUUACUAGUGAAGGCGUAGUGGAAGGUAUGAUUACUAGUGAAGGUGUAGUGGAUGGUAUAAUGAAUAUUGAAGGUGUAGUGGAAGGUAUGAUUACUGGUAAAGGCGUAGUGAAAGGUGUGAUUAUUAGUGAAGGCGUAGUGGAAGGUAUGAUUACUAGUGAAGGCGUUGUGGAAGUUAUGAUUACUAGUGAAUGCAUAGUGGAAGGUAAGAUUACUAGUGAAGGCGUUGUGGAAGUUAUGAUUACUAGUGAAUGCAUAGUGGAAGGUAAGAUUACUAGUGAAGGCGUAGUGGAAGGUAUGAUUACUAGUGAAGGCGUAGUGGAAGGUAUGGUUACUAGUGAAGGCAUAGUGGAAGGUAUUAUUACUAGUGAAGGCGUAGUGGAAGGUAUGAUUACUAGUGAAGGCAUGAUUACUAGUGAAGGCGUAGUGGAAGGUGUGAUUACUAGUGAAGGCGUAGUGGAAGGUUAUGAUUACUAGUGAAGGCGUAGUGGAAGGUUAUGAUUACUAGUGAAGGCGUAGUGGAAGGUUAUGUUUACUAGUGAAGGUGUAGUGGAAGGUAUGAUUACUAGUGAAGGCUUAGUGGAAGGUGUGAUGGCUUCUGAAGGCGUAGUGGAAGGUUAUGAUUACUAGUGAAGGUGUAGUGGAAGGUAUGAUUACUAGUGAAGGCGUAGUGGAAGGUAUGAUACUAGUGAAGGUGUAGUGGCUGGUAUAAUGAAUAUUGAAGGCGUAGUGGGAGGUAUGAUUACUAGUGAAGGAGUAGUGGAAGGUAUGAUUACUAGUGAAGGCAUAGUGGAA
Nematostella vectensis (starlet sea anemone) is the source of this 3391-nucleotide messenger RNA. RefSeq lists its product as uncharacterized. Bases 1877 to 3073 code for a protein of 398 amino acids. NCBI's taxonomy places the organism in Eukaryota, Metazoa, Cnidaria, Anthozoa, Actiniaria, Edwardsiidae. The transcript is spliced from 2 exons. The record is from RefSeq and is a predicted model, not a curated record.